Messenger RNA from Fraxinus pennsylvanica, 771 nucleotides. The record is from the annotation of a GenBank genome assembly. NCBI's taxonomy places the organism in Eukaryota, Viridiplantae, Streptophyta, Magnoliopsida, Lamiales, Oleaceae.
AUGGAUUUUUUCAACACAAUCAAUGGGUAUACUGAGAACCUAUUUGGGUUCCAAGGUGUAAUAACAAAUGGGUCCUCAUCAAGUUCGUCGUUGAUAUUGGAUAAAGAAAGAGGAGAGCUUGUGAGGGCUAUGGUGAAGCCGGGCCAGAAAGAAGUUAAUGAAGAGAAGGCAUUGAUAGCUUUGAGAAACCACAGUGAGGCUGAAAGACGUAGAAGAGAAAGAAUUAAUGGGCAUUUGGCCACUCUCAGGAGCCUAAUUCCUGGCACUAAUAAGAUGGACAAAGCAGCAUUACUGGCUGAAGUUAUUAACAAGGUAAAAGAGUUGAGAGGGAAUGUCACAGAAGCUACUAGAGGCAUACUUGUGCCGACUGACAUUGAUGAAGUAAGAGUUGAACAAGAAGCAGACCAACAUGAUGGAGCGUCCAUUUCCAUCCGGGCAUCUUUAUGCUGUGAUUACAGACACGAGAUUCUCUCUGAUUUAAGACUUGCACUUGAAUCUCUCCCUUUGAAGACAGUGAAGGCCGAGAUCGCUACCUUGGGAAGUAGAAUGGUGAAUGUUUUCGUGGUGACUGGGUGCAACACUGAAAAUGUCGAAAAUUGUUCAGAAGAUUGCCAGCCUCUCAUAGAUUCUGUUCGUCAGGCUCUGAAAUCUGUGCUUGAUAAAUUUUAUGCAUCUGAAGAAUUCACAUCAAGAAACACGGUUUUGAGCAAAAGGAGAAAAGUUUCGUUUUUCAGUCCUACAAAUUCAUCUUCUUUGGGAGAUUUCUGGUGA